CGAAGAUUAAUACACAUCUGCAUGCGCGCGAACCAAUUUUCGAAGCACUUAUCCAAAACGGCAUUUUUGAAUGCGUCAACUGCUUCUUCUGGUGACUGGAACCUUUGGCCUCGCAGUCUGUUUUAAUUUUCGGGAAAGUAAAGAAACCAUUGGGACUUAGAUCGGGACUAUAUGGAGGAUGGUCCAAUAACUCCAC
This is a messenger RNA of Acanthoscelides obtectus, 196 nucleotides long. The record is from the annotation of a GenBank genome assembly. Lineage: Eukaryota; Metazoa; Arthropoda; Insecta; Coleoptera; Chrysomelidae.